Molecule: messenger RNA, 273 nt
Organism: Clunio marinus
Lineage: Eukaryota; Metazoa; Arthropoda; Insecta; Diptera; Chironomidae
Source: the annotation of a GenBank genome assembly
AUGCAAUUUUCAACUUUAAACUCUUUUCGCUGUUCGGAAAGAUGCAAAUUUCACUAUACACAAAAUGCAAUUGCCAUUAUUCUGGGUGCAAUAAAACAAGUUAAAAUGUAUCCUUCUGUUAUACCCAAUUAUUUCGUAGCUAGAGCGAAAUUGGAAAAAAAGAAGAGCUUUUCGGGAAGAUCAAUCAAUGAUGUUAUUUUAUGGCGAGAUUUUCUCAUCCCCUUUAUUGUGUUAAUAGUCGAAAGUCAUAACAGUUCAAGUGAACCAUUGUGA